Cinara cedri is the source of this 1212-nucleotide messenger RNA. The record is from the annotation of a GenBank genome assembly. Lineage: Eukaryota; Metazoa; Arthropoda; Insecta; Hemiptera; Aphididae.
AUGGCUUACUUUGGCGCAAAGCAAAAUCGAUUAAAGGAAAUUACACCACCUCUUCAACGACCAAAUAACACCUUAGCAGUUACCGACAGUGAAAAAGCAGAUACACUAGCGAAUGAACUAUCAAUAUUUUUCAUACCACAUUCAAUCUCACCACCACCUCUACAACUUGAAAUGGUCACAGAGUCACUCCUCUCUCCACUACCUAUGGCCCUACCUGCUAACCUACCUCACCAGCUGAAAUAAGGGGGAUUAUAAAAAAAUUGGCCAACAGGAAAUCUCCUGGCCACGAUCUUAUAACCAACAAAGUAAUCAAAAACCUACCGGCUAAAACAAUAAUUCAUCUAACUCAUAUAUACAACGCUACCCUCCGACUUUCCUAUUUUCCAACAACUUGGAAAUCCUCAGUAAUCGUAAUAAUACUUAAACCUGGCAAACCACCAGAAAACCCAUCCUCAUACAGACCCAUAAGUCUUUUAAUAAGUUUUUGGAAAAGUUCUGGAAAAAAUUUUACUAAAGCGUCUCUCUGUCAUAACCAAUGAAAACAAAAACUUGUCUAACUUCCAAUUUGGUUUUCGUGCAAACCAUUCUAAAACCCACCAGCUACACCUAGUCGCCGACACAAUCUCAACUGCUUUGGAAACAAAAAAAUACUGCGCUGAAGUAUUCUUGGAUGUUUCCAAAACUUUUGACACCGUCUGGCACGAAGGAUUACUCUUCAAAUUAAAACCAUUAUUUCCUGCCCCUUACUAUCUCUUAUUAAAAUCGUACUUGGACAACCGCACAUUCAAGGUUCGCCACAACCUUCAACAUUCAAAACAAUUCCCCAUUGCUGCUGGGGUCCCGCAAGGCAGUGACAUAGCACCUUUUCUAUACAUAAUUUUCACAUCUGAUCUACCCACCUCAGAAAAAACAAUCAUUGGUGCUCACGCAGAUGAUACUGCGCUUUUAUCUACAGCUGCUGAUCAUAUCACUGCAAGCCUUCAACUACAAUUACACAUUGAUACUCUUUCUCAAUGGUUCACUAAAUGGAAAAUUAAAAUCAACGAAUCGAAAUCUUCCUUUAUCAUAUUUGCACUCAGGCCCCAUAACUGCCCUCCUAUAUCAAUAAAUAACAUCAUUAUUCCUCACUCAAAUGAAGUGAAAUACCUCGGCUUAAUAUUCGACAGACGCCGAACAUGGUCAUCUCAUCUAAAAACAAACGCAAAAAGCUAA